Messenger RNA from Vespa mandarinia (Asian giant hornet), 2599 nucleotides. RefSeq lists its product as uncharacterized. Gene Ontology annotation, cellular component: apical plasma membrane. NCBI's taxonomy places the organism in Eukaryota, Metazoa, Arthropoda, Insecta, Hymenoptera, Vespidae. Gene Ontology annotation, molecular function: protein-membrane adaptor activity; protein binding. The record is from RefSeq and is a predicted model, not a curated record. Gene Ontology annotation, biological process: protein localization to plasma membrane.
ACCUUUAGUUCGUUCGCCGCCGAUCUCGUGUACGGUCGUACCUGUUGGUACCCGAUUGAGCGCUCGCCGGUUAAGAAGCAGUCUAAUCCCAGUCGUUUUCGAAAGAUCGUCACGCGGUCUCGUACGUGCCACCGAUAUAUAUAUAUAUAUAUACAUACAUAUAUAUAUAUAUAUUCGGGUAUAUAAGAGAGGUGUGGAAGAAGGGAGAGUAGGGGAGGAAGGAAGAAAACAAAAAAAGGGAAGGAAGAAAGGAAAGGCGUAAAUCGAGAAUAAGAUAGCUCGCGUAGAUCGCGAGUGUCGUUCGUUCAUCCCUUCUACGACGGAAAAUCUGGAAAGUCAAGGUGCAAGUCUCGAAAUGUCGUCCCUGAAGGGCGAUAAGACACCUUACGCACGUCUUUGCCACAUCGUCAAGUGGGAUGACUUUGACGGUUACGGCUUCAAUCUUCACGCGGAGAAAGGAAAGAACGGGCAGUACAUCGGUAAGGUGGAUGAGGGUUCCCCGAGCCAAGCUGCUGGCUUGAAGCAAGGGGAUCGAAUCAUCGAGGUAAACGAGAUUAACAUAGCCAAUGAGACUCACAAGCAGGUGGUCGAACGCAUCAAGGCGUUCCCGAACGAGACCAAGCUCCUGGUGCUCGAUCAUGAGGCUGACGAGUACUUCAGGGCAAACAACGUCAUCGUCAAGGGCACCAUGGCGAACGUCAAGGUAAUCAAGACGCCGGAGAGGAAUCCGAACAGCGUGGAUCACGAGGAGGGAUCGGACCACGGCAUCUCCGCCGACGAGAAUGCACGAAAGUCGACCGGGUCCAACGACACGGAGCACAGCGAUAGCACGGCAACGACGGUGAAUGCUUCUACGAUAGCGAUGACAACGACGACGACGAUGAUGACGACGACGGCUUCGUCGACGACGAUGUCCUCGUUGUCGAGCGAAAACGAAGAGACGAGUAUCGCUCGGGAAAACGGCAGUACCAAGUCGAGAAACAGCGAGACGACGGAGGCACAUGUUCACGGAACCGGCAACGGCACCGUCGCCGGGAACAACGAGCCCCGGCAAGGUUUGAACCUGAAGAUGAGCGCGAAGGAGCUCAGGGCUCAGCUGGCGGCACGGAAGAAGUACGAUCCUAAGAAGGAGUCGAUCGGCUUCAAGGACAAAUUCGACAUCGUUCAGAAACUUUAAUUAUUAAGUCGGCUAAUUAAGAAGAACAAACAAACAAACAAACAGGCAAACAAGCUAGCACAAAAAAGAAACGAAAAGGAUACGGUAUCAUCUCGAUCGAUCUAAAAGCCACGGUGUGAUUCUUCGUAUUUCUUGGCGGUCCUUUCUGGUUCUUGCAUUUCUCUUUUAUCGGCCCUUUCCCCUCUCAUAUACUCUCAUCGAUAUUAUUAUUACGAACGAGCCGAGUCCGUUGGCCAAAUUUUAUCUAGCGGCAGGAAGGCGCGUUAUCGAAAAGGAACGUACACAUACGAUUACAUCCAUCCGGUCGUUGCGAUAAAACCGCGACGCGUUACGUUCGUUGGCUUUGUUAAUUAUUGUUUUAAGCGGGAAGAUCGCGUGAUGAAGGUACGCGAUAGAUAUAGAUAUAGCAUAGGUUAUAUACACAAGUAUAUGGGAAAAGAGAGAAAGGACAAAUUGUCGUGUUCUCGUUCGUAGAGAAUCCUCUCGCGAAUGCGAAUACGAAAAUCGGUAUACGAUAUAUAGGUGGAGAAACGUUCGGUUGGUAACGCGAGUCCGGAUAUACGUAAUUACGAAGACACGGAUAAUUACGGUAAAUUCAUUCCCCGAAGAUGUUACCGCGAUUACCUGCCAUUUUCGCGGCAAAAUACUUCCGGAUAUUCGUUCGUUAGGCAGAGCCUCCUACUUAUUUUCCUCUUCCCGUCUUUCGCAAUCGGUUUGUCGUCAAAGAUAUUUUUUUCUUUCUUUUCGUUUCUUUUUUAAAACUUUGUGUAACUCCCGGGAGCGAGUCACCGAUAAAUAUUCCCGAAAGAAGUCGCCGAUUCUUUAUUUUCAUCAAAAAUUCGUAUUUGCGCGACAAAAAUUCGAUGAACUCGCCUUUGGUAUUGGCUCGAAGCUAGCCGCGAAUAGUUUUUGAAAAACUAUUUCCACGUACGAUGGAAACGCAAGGAAUGCUCUCAAAGAUGCUAUCCUCCUCCAGAUUCGUGCGCCUCUAGGAUCGAGGAAAAUGAUAUCAUCGUGUCACCUUUGACACCGAUCUUCGAAAGAUAAGCGCAACGCCGUUAUUAAUCGUCUCUUUUAUAAAGAUUUUCUCCGUCAAACUUUACAUCCACUUACCUUUUCCACUUUCAGCCACAUUCGAAAAAGUUUGCGUUCGAAAAGUUGCGAAGAAACUUUGCGUUUCUCCGAUCAUCGGAAGGAAUUUUUCAUCGAUAAAGAAAUAACGAUAACGUCAAUGCAUUAUUGCGGUUAUCGAGAUAGAAGGAAGCCGUGAAAACGUAAUAGAAAGUGUAAUAUGUAGUCCGCUAAUAUAACGUGUCCUACAUGUCGAUAAAAUAGCAGGUAACGUGCAAUUGUAAAAAUGUUAUUACGACGAAAUGAGAUAACCGAGUUUUAGCGUAGCAAGUGGCAGCGAGAAUGCGCGUU